GUGCCCGCCGCUGAAGCCCAGGACGCCUGCCCGCGCCCGCCGGCCCGCUGCUCCGAGCCGUCCGCUCUCCAGCCUCCAAGAUGUGGCACAACGUCGGGCUGACUCUGCUAGUGUUCGUGGCCACUCUGCUGAUCGUCCUGCUGCUGAUGGUGUGCGGUUGGUAUUUCGUAUGGCAUCUUUUUUUAUCAAAGUUCAAGUUUCUGCGGGAACUAGUGGGAGACACAGGCUCUCAGGAGGGAGAUCCUGAGCCUUCAGGGUCUGAAACAGAAGAAGAUGCUCCGUGGCCUCCGCACAGGAUCAGACCUGCUCGGCAGAGGAGGGCGCCUGCUGAUGAAGGCCGCUGACCCCAACCAGGGUCCUGUCUCAGUGAAGGAUGAAGGGCAGUGGGAGCCUCUGUCUGCAGGGACUUGGCUUUGCAGUUCGCUGAAAGAUCGAACAUUUAUACUUAGAUUUUAAGUCUAAUUUACAAAAAAGGUUUACAUGUAAGCCAUAUGAAAAUAAAGGGAAUUAAAACCAAAUUGGACCACUGCAAAUUUCAUCUUAAAGAUAAUCUUUUGCUUCACUAGCUUUCUACUCAGAUACUUAUUCUUUGGCUCUUGGAUUUAUUUUCUUGCACUGAUGUGAAUCUGGUAAACAUUACAGGCUUGAAAAAACCAUAUUUUGUUCUAUAAUGUGCAUUUUACUUUGUUUGAAAUUGGGGUGUAUGUCAUGAUUGCUGUCAACCAGGGCAGAGUCCUAAUGUAAUUAUCCUAGCCUAGUAAGUGUGAAAUUACAGCUUGUCAUUGCAUCAUCACCAUGUUGUUGGUAUCAAAUGUGUCAGGUUUAAUUGACAUUUAAAAUGUCUUCAAAAAGAUUGCACUAUGAUUCAGCAUUGAAACGAGAAGUUAUUGUGUAAUGCAGAAAAGCAUGGAAACAGAACAGCAGGUGUACAUUGAUAUUAGUGAAGCAAAUACCCAUCACUGGAGGGAUGAUUGCAAUUCUAUAUUUUCUUGUAAAGUAACCCAAAGUGCUUUACAGGACCAAGAAAGGAAGAUACCAGAACUGGCAAAGCUGUACUACGUUUCGUCUGUGAGACAUGCACAAAAGGAUUGCCUAUCACACGCCAACUAUGCAGUGGAAGGCAGGAGAAAUGGCCAAAAACCUUGGAAUAGAUGCAACAAAAUUCAAAGCAGUGAGAGCUUGGUGUGAUAGAUUCAUGCAUCAGGCAGGACUAUCACUAAGGCAACAGACGUUGUUCUGUCCAAAGGUUCCUGCCAACAUUCAACAGAAGACAGUGGUGGAGCACCCUUUCAACAAAUGCUGCCUCGCCAGUGCUCUUGAUGACACCAGGGUGGCUGUUGUGAAGACAUCUAUGACUGUGAUUUGAGAACUGAUUCAGAAGAGUUGAACUCAGAAUAUGAAGUUAUAGUUAUAACUUAACCAGUACACUUUCUUUACAUUUGCACAAGCUUGAUGUGAUAAAAAUCUAACUCUAAAAGCUCUGUUUCCAUAAGUAUAAAAUAAACAUUCGUCAUGAUAUGAAGGCAUCGUGUCAUAGAUUAACUGCCUGUUUUUUUUCUUAGUGAUACAUAUGGUGCAUCCUACAACUGAUGAUACCUUAGAUUUAAAAAGUUUGAAAAUUUAUUUUUCUUGCUAAAAGAGCAAUUAUUUAUUGGAGAACUUAAUUCUUACUCUUAUAAUAUAGUUAAAAUAGUUAUCCUCUAUGAGAUACAUUUUUGGGGGCAACCUAUUCAAGAUUUUAGAGUAGUAACUUAGGAAUCUAAGAGCUAUCUUCUACUUUAGGAAGAACAGGUAAGUUACUCCCUUUGUUUGGGGAGGACUUCAUGCUCAAGGUGUGUGUGUGAAGAAAACACUUCUUCACAAACCAUUCCAUGACAAAACCUCAGAAUUUCUAGGCAUUGAGGGAAAACUAGAGUAGCUGAGAAAUGCCUGCUUCACUGUAAAGUAACUCUGGCCAGCUUCCUGUGUUUGUCUUCCUUGAACUUUGGACUGUGUGUUUACUGGGGAAGGGAGAUGGAUUAAAGAACCUUCCUGUUUAGUGUUAAUAUGCUUUUUACAAGAAUGAAUUGCAAAGCCAGUUUAUUUUAUUAAUCCAAGUUUAUGCUUUUAAACUUUUUUCUCAAGUCACAGAAUAUCACCUGUUUUAGGACGGUGUGUAAUUAUGUUUGGUACUCAAACUUCAUGCUGGUAGCUUUGUUUAUCGAUAGUUCACUUGCUGUGCUCCAAGUUGUAUACCUGAUGAAGGCUUCUGCUGUUUUUGUAGCCCUUUGGAUAAACUAGAAGGGAAUUUACAGAGUACAACUUUAGUUUUAAUAUUAGCUAGGGGAGGAUCCUGCAGCAGCUGAGACUAGGGCCUAAUCUUUGUCUUUAUUUCCUUAUUGGAUGCAAUUUUCUGUUUUCAUGUGACUGUAGGGAUCACCAAACCAGUGACACAGUUUCAAGCAUUAACUUUAGUGCUUCAUACUAACUAAACAUUACACUAAGGUGAUCAUCAGUUAGGAAAAACAUUCAUUCCUAACAAGCUUCUUGGUACUGGGAGGAUAUUUAAAUAAGAUCUCAUAGUCUAAUAUUGAGUUAUAAAUUCUGCUUUAUAGUGAAUAUCUUGCAUUUCAGUAAUAAUAGCUGCUGAGAGCCUUAAGCAGCCAGAGAGCUUCCGUUUGUGAAGUAUUAAUGUUGGCUGAUGUAACCCCACACAAUCUGCAGGGUCAUCCACAGAGGACUACAGAUUAAUCCACCUAAAGGUGUACAUGUUGGCAUUAUUUAUUAAUAUUUAUGCUUCACAGAAGUCUCAAAUAGAAUUUUAAGAAAUGUUCUGCUUAACUUGGGCAAUAUAGCCAAAAGCAUAUUUAAUAGCUCAUACUCUACUGUGUUUUAACUCUUUAAGAGAGUAAAGAAGUCACGGAUGCCAAUAUGAAAAGUAUGUAAACUAAUUCCUUUGUGUAAAACCUUUUUGCCCUGCAGUCCUCUUCCCACAGUACGCUUACCAUAGUACCUAUUUCUGAGGCCACUUCAAAAGGCAAGAGAAAUAGUUGUUAGCACAGAAUUUAAUUAUUUGUGUGGUAUAGUGUUGUUGUUCUUUUUUUCGUGUUAGUACUUUUACAGCUGAACUUACCAGGAUUUAUCCUAAGUGCAUUUUCAGUUUCAGUAGGAGAUGGACUAGCCUCUGCUUGAUUUUAAAGCUUAGAAGGUUCUUGUUCCUUCCCAUCCAACCAUUCCAAAAUCUUGUUUGCCUCUGAAACGUUUGUGGAAGUUGCCUGUAUCAAAUGUAUUUGUAGCAUUGCUCUGACUUAAAUGCCAAAAACACUAAAUAUUUGUGAGGCACUGCUAAAUGAGGUUUUUAAUAUUUACAUUGAGCUAAAAAUAAAAUUGAUCCAAUGAAUUUUGUAGUAUUGUUUUCAUGGUGAAACAAACACUUUUUUUGUGGAUAGCCAGUUCACACAUGUGCUGACCCAUAUCUUCAGAUGUUACUAGUUUCAAAACAACUUCAAACUGUUAUUUUGCUGACAGCUGGGAAUAUAUUAAGUAAUAGUUUCUUAAAAUAUGGCAUUUUGAGCCAAAACGUGUUGAAAGAUUUGAAAGUAGUGCUUUUUUAUUUUUAAGAGUAACAAUUUUUGAAAUUGUUUUAAGUCAGUGAUGCAGUAUUUUUUAAAGUAAUUUUUUGUUAAAAGGUAUGUUUUACUGUAACUUGUAACCAAGUAACUUGAGAUUUUGACUGGUAAACUUCAAGUGUUUUUAUAUUUGAAGUUGGCUUUAAAAAGCUAAUGAGCUAUACUCAAAAGGUUAUAUAUAGACUCCCAAGCAGCUAAAUGGAACAGUAUUUUGUUUUGGAGUCUAGAAUUAAAGUACCUUGUAUUGUCUGCUUUUAAAGUAUCCUGUAACUUUUAGCUUAAUGCAUAAAGAGUAACAUCUUAUCUUAAUAAAAGUCACACUUUCUGUUUGUUAAUGUACGUGCAUUGCCUGUUUUAUAACCAGUGUUGAACAUUGCCCUCCAAGUCAGUUCUCUGAAUAACCAUUCACCAAAUACUGUUUCUUAAAGGAAAGGUUCUGUGCUGGGCCAUGAUGCAUUGUGAUCUGGCCACUUGACAAAAGGUUUAUAAGGAAUUAGAAUUGUGUGCAUUAAUAGUACCUUUAUAUAACGAGAUGUCAAA
This is a messenger RNA of Manis pentadactyla (Chinese pangolin), 4148 nucleotides long. RefSeq names its product small integral membrane protein 13 (gene SMIM13). Lineage: Eukaryota; Metazoa; Chordata; Mammalia; Pholidota; Manidae. The coding region runs from base 81 to 344 and encodes 87 amino acids. The record is from RefSeq and is a predicted model, not a curated record. The transcript is spliced from 2 exons.